CAUGGCAACAAUGUCAAACAUAAACUUUUAGGUUAUUGUUGUGUAACCUACAAAAAUUUUCAACAAAUAAACAUUGUUUCACGUUAACAACUCGUAAAAACCGGCUAUAACAUGUCGAAUUUGUUCAGAUACGUUCCAAAUAUUCUUCCAACAGUUCAAAAACUGUCGAGCAGAUUCGCCCCCACAGCCAACAAUUUCCACUCCUUAACCCAAGACAGCAACGCAGUAACAAAACCGGGCGGCCUGUUUAGCGUCUUCACCAGAAACAUAAUCCGUGUGCACUUCCCCAGACCCUCCGAGAACAAGAGAGUGAAACGCCACGGCUACAAGAAACGCAUGUCCACGAAGGAGGGCCGCCGAGUCCUAAUGAACAGGAUACUGAAGGGACGCUUCGUUUAUUCACACUAGUCCAUAAUUUUAAUAUAAUACUUGAGUAGGAUAAUAAAUAUGUAAAAAGAAACAA
Molecule: messenger RNA, 463 nt
Organism: Aethina tumida (small hive beetle)
Lineage: Eukaryota; Metazoa; Arthropoda; Insecta; Coleoptera; Nitidulidae
Gene: mRpL34
Exons: 2
Coding region: 112-408 (98 amino acids)
Biological process (GO): translation
Cellular component (GO): mitochondrial large ribosomal subunit; ribosome
Molecular function (GO): structural constituent of ribosome
Source: RefSeq, a predicted model, not a curated record